AUGGGGUUCCCGAAGUUUGGAAGUUCAAAGCACAAUUCAUCAUCUAGUUCGCUUCAAGCGUUGGAUUAUACAAACCAUGAUGAUCAUCCUAUAGAACUCAGUAUUAAUAUUGAAUCACCACCAUGUGUUCUUUACGGGUCCGCGACUGAAUCAUCUGGAGCUCUGCUAGGAGGUUUGCUUACAGUAACGAUAAACGAUGACCUACCUGAGAUUCAACCGUGUAAAUCAACCCCGCUUACUCCAGUGAACAGUGGUCAGAGGAAACAGCUAACGAACAGUUUAACAACAUCUUUAUCACAUCUUUCACUUUCACAUGCCCACCAUGCUCAUCACCAGAAGUCCGGGGACAAUUUGAAACGAUUGGCUUCGAUGUCGAAUCUGAUAACCCCUCCUAAGGCGAUCACAUCCGUGUCGCUGAACUCAGUCGAAUUGUCGUUAAUCCAAAAGGUUCAUUAUGAAAAGCCAUUCAGGCCAUCUGCUGCAGUUCUCAACACUUGUACCAACUGUAAGACCAAGAUUACCGAAUUUCACAGGUGGACGAUUAUGAAUAAACCUACAGAAUUAGCGGUGGGUCAGCAUAGUUUCCCAUUCUCUCAUUUGAUUCCUGGGAACCUCCCGCCCACUACCCACCUUGGAUCCAACUCUCAUUCGACUAUAAAAUACGAACUUAUCGCUGUGGCAACUUAUAAGCAUCCCUUCAAGGGCAAAGGUGAAUCGGCUAAGAGGGUAUUGCAAUUAAAUCUGCCAAUAUCGAUUACGAGAAGUAUACUAAGAGGUUCAGACAAGACAUCUCUUAGAGUAUUCCCACCAACUGAAUUGACUGCUAAUGCAGUUCUACCAAAUGUCGUGUACCCUAAAUCGACAUUUUCAAUGGAGUUGAAGCUAGAUGGUAUCUGUUCCGACGAUCGAAGAUGGAGAAUGAGGAAGCUCAACUGGAGGAUAGAGGAGAAAGUGAAAGUGAGAGCACAUGGCUGCCAAGCGCAUAAAGCGAAGUUGAAACAGCUAGAAGAGAAAGUAAAGCAAGAUGAAGAACGUGAUAGACAGAUAAGGAAGUCGUCGAAGCCAAUCAAGAGAUCCGUAGAUAUGGGACCGCAAGUAAAGAUGACUGUGAAUACGUUCCACGAUGUCCUCUUGCAACAAUUAUCUAGAGCAAAUACAGAAGCAGAGGAUGUGGACAAUCCUGAAGAUACAACCACGGCUCCAUCUGAUGAAGCACUUCGAGAUGAAGACCACGAUACUAUCCCUGAUACGCCCACCGAUUUCAUCCAUCCGAAUGACGACGCGAUGAGACAAGAAAUCAUGCAACAACAGCAGAGAGUGAGACAACAACAAAUCGAAGAAGAGCUGAAGCAAGAAUCUGCGUUAUAUACGGAAGAAGUACGGACCAUUGCCAACGGUGAAAUUAAGAGUGGAUGGAAAUCAGAUUUUUCUGAUAAGGGAACCAUCGAGCUAGUGACAGACAUUGACUGUAUGAGACUCAAUUCUGGUGUUACCAAUCCUAUCAGCCAUGCAUCCACACGGAAUCCAUGCGUAUUACCUAAUCAAGAUAACGUUAACGUUUCCUGUGACAUGGAGGAUACCAACCUCGGAGUAUACGUGAGCCAUUUACUAUUCGUUGAGGUCAUCGUUGCCGAAGAACAGUUGCAAAACGUUAAUGGGGGUAAUCGUAGCAGAACGGGCUCUACAGUUUCCGAUACAUCGAAGACCGCUUCCAAACCGAAAAACAACGCUGACCAGAGGUUAGCAGAGUUAUCACCAAUCUUCGCUGAUAGAGAAAACAAACCACAACCCGUGAUAGACAACCAACCGGGUAACAACGUUGGCCCAAAAAUCGUCGGAGUACCAACCGGUGCUGCGCGUGUUCUACGGAUGCAGUUCAGAGUCAUAAUGACAGAACGGUCGGGAUUGGGGAUCUCGUGGGACGACGAAGUCCCACCGGCGUACCAGGACAUCAGAAUGUUAACCCCUCCUAGGUAUCAAGACGUCUCCACUACACUACUGCACAGCACCUUAAGCUCACCUACGAUAACGCCUCCAGGGGAAUCCUCAUUAUUCACCUUGGAAACCGGUAACGGUGCAGAACGUGCUGUGACAGGGUCUGCCCCUGAAACAAGGUCAAACUCCAGCGUACGUUUGAAUGUCAAUAACGCCGAGUACAUCAGACCUCCACCAGCAUUACACCAUUCUGCGAACACGUCGUCUACAUCGAUAGCCUUCCAAUUCUCAGACUUGGAUCACGUGAUGAGUACUCAAGGUGCAGAACCAGGGUUCAACUCGGCUCUAACGCCGCAAACGACAAGAAUGAUAAACGUUCCGACGAUUUCUGAACUACUGGACACUGAUAGAAUCACACAGUAG
Molecule: messenger RNA, 2358 nt
Organism: Kluyveromyces lactis
Lineage: Eukaryota; Fungi; Ascomycota; Saccharomycetes; Saccharomycetales; Saccharomycetaceae
Gene: LDB19
Product: Ldb19p
Exons: 1
Coding region: 1-2358 (785 amino acids)
Biological process (GO): ubiquitin-dependent endocytosis
Cellular component (GO): plasma membrane; cytoplasm; cytosol
Molecular function (GO): protein-macromolecule adaptor activity; ubiquitin protein ligase binding
Source: RefSeq, a predicted model, not a curated record